Molecule: messenger RNA, 4657 nt
Organism: Osmia bicornis bicornis
Lineage: Eukaryota; Metazoa; Arthropoda; Insecta; Hymenoptera; Megachilidae
Gene: tho2
Product: THO complex subunit 2
Exons: 28
Coding region: 113-4387 (1424 amino acids)
Biological process (GO): mRNA export from nucleus; mRNA processing
Cellular component (GO): THO complex part of transcription export complex
Molecular function (GO): mRNA binding
Source: RefSeq, a predicted model, not a curated record
GAUCGCGCUACGAUAGCUUCGAGGACGCUUGCAAUGGUGGAAAAUGGAAUCUGUUAACCUGUGAUGUUAAUACAAUUGUUUGUAAUCGUAAAAAGCUUUUCAUGGAAUUAAAAUGGCUGGUAAAAUGUGGAAUUCAGAAAUAUGGAAAGCAUGGGAUAAGCACGGAAAAAAUGAUUUCCUCAAGUUAUUCAAGCACAAAUUUAAGGAAGGCAACACUGCAGAAUGGAGAAGAGGAUUAUACGAAUUAAUAACGAAUGGAAUCCGUGGGAACAUAAAAAAGGACAGUGUUGUUCAGACAUUAGGUGAACUGAUGAAUAUUGAUGGAGCAAUACCAUCAGCAGUAGUGGACAUAUUUACACUGAUAGACGCGGAAGCACUUAACGAUGAAAGGAAUAACUUCUAUUACAUUGUAAAAGAAUCAGAAAAGUUUCUUACAGAUAGGAUAUUAAAAGAACGAUUAGAAAUUGAAACAUUACAAGAUGUAGGAACGCUAAAGAAUAAGAAUUUUCAAACCAAAUUCAUCAAAGUGAAGACAAAAUUGUACUAUAAACAAAGGAAGUUUAAUUUAUUUAGAGAAGAAAGCGAAGGAUAUUCUAAGCUUAUAGUGGAAUUGAAUCAGGAACGUCCAGAAAAUGAAGUAGCAUCAAUUUUAGAAAUUGUUAAAUCUCUUAUUGGGUAUUUUAAUCUUGACCCCAACAGAGUACUUGAUAUUUUACUAGAAACUUUUGAAAAUCGACCUCAGGAUGAUGCAUUUUUUAUUCCUUUAAUUCGUUCUUACAUGAGUGAUCAGCAGGUACUCUGUGAAGUUUUAGGAUUUAAAUAUUGUUCAAUGGUAAACUCUACCCCGUUUUCGUUGCAAAAAGUCACUGCGCUUAUGUUGCAACACGGUGUUAUUAAAUUGGAUGACAUAUUGCCCUGGUUAGUUCCGGAUGAUAGCACUAUCGUCAAAGAACACGAACAGGCAAUGAAACAAGCGAAAGAAUAUGUUCGUAAAUUAAGCGUAAUUUCUACUAAAGAUAAAGAAGAAGUGCAGGAAGAAAAGGAAAAUCCACAGGACAAAUAUGCAAGUAAUCAGAAAUUCGGAUUAUGCGAAGCAUUGCUGGAAAUAGGAGCUUGGGACGUAGCACAAAACUUAUUCAGCCGAUUACCGGAGCACAGUUUAACCGAUCAACGUCCUAUUGCAUUGGCGUUGUGUAAAAUGAUUCAAUCUUUAAUCGAGCCGGUUUAUCGCAAACAUUGUAUCAUAUCACAAAAAUUACAAGGCAGAAGAGUUCCUCCUCUAAAGAGUUCUCUUGCACCAAAGCCGAUAGAAAAUCUCGAAAACAUACACGAUAAACUCUUACCGAUGCUUAUAGUUCUGGGCCCGAAUUUACACCAUGAUCCAGUUUUAAUGUACAAAAUAAUGAGAUUAUGUCAUGCUGUUAUAAAGCAGUGCCCGUUAGAUUCGAAUAAGCAACCAGUGGAUAAGAAUAACAAUUUAUAUUAUGAUGUAUUGACUAUUCUCGAUGUAGCAUUAUUACCUUCAUUAUCUUUUAUGGAUUGUAAUUGUUGUGUCGCGGAGGAAUUGUGGAACAUUUUAAAAUACUACCCAUAUCAGAAUCGGUAUUGUUUGUACGCACGAUGGAAGAACGAUACCCCAUUGCAACACGCCGCUCUUUUGCGAAAGAGGGCAGACGCGCAGAAGAAAAUCAAAUCGAUCAUGAAAAGAGUGAGCAAAGAAACGAUUAAACCUGUAGGAAGAUCAAUAGGAAAAUUGACCCAUUCCUCGCCUGGUGUAUUGUUUGAUUAUGUUUUAAUACAAAUUCAGUUGUAUGAUAACCUUAUAGGACCUGUUGUAGAUUCUUUAAAAUAUCUAACAAACAUUUCAUACGACGUACUUGGUUACUGUCUCGUGGAAGCUUUAGCCGGUGCUGAUAGAGAUAGAUUUAAACACGACGGCACCAGUAUAUCUCUGUGGUUACAGUCUCUUGCUUCAUUUUGUGGAGCUAUAUUUAAGAAAUAUAAUAUCGAACUUACUGGUUUGUUGCAGUAUGUAGCUAAUCAACUUAAAGCACAAAAAAGCUUAGAUUUAUUAAUACUGAAAGAAAUAGUACAAAAAAUGGCAGGUAUCGAAGCUGCUGAAGAAAUGACCUCAGAUCAAUUGAACGCCAUGGCAGGGGGAGACUUAUUGAAAAAUGAGGCUGGUUACUUUAGUCAAGUUCGUAAUACAAAAAAAUCCUCCCAACGAUUGAAAGAAGCCCUCGCUGAGCAUGAUUUAGCCGUGGCUCUGUGUCUUUUAAUGGCACAACAAAAGCAUUGUGUUGUGUAUAGAGAAACAGAUAAGUCGCAUCUUAAACUUGUUGGAAAACUGUACGAUCAAUGCCAAGAUACAUUAGUACAGUUUGGAACAUUUUUGGGAUCUACAAUGACCGUAGACGAAUACGUGGACAGACUUCCUUCUAUACAUUCGAUGCUCCAAGACAAUCACAUACAUUCUGAUGUUGCAUUUUUCCUUGCAAGACCAAUGUUUGCGCAUGCUAUUAAUAUUAAAUACGAUGCCCUACGUAAAGCUGAUCCAAAUUACAAAAAAAUGUCUACUGCUAUGAAACAGGCAAAAUAUGCAGAAGCAGCACAAGCCGUAAUGGCACCAGUUGCUCAGUCCGUCAGACCAUUGCAUCCUUUAAAAGUAUGGGAAGAUAUCUCUCCGCAGUUCCUUGUAACAUUUUGGUCACUGUCAAUGUACGAUCUGUAUGUUCCCGUUGAAAGUUAUCAGAGGGAAAUAAAUAAAUUGAAACAAUUCGCUGCGCAAAGUGCUGAUUCCAAAGAUAUGACUGUUAGUAAGGGAAAGAAGGAGCAAGAAAGAUACACAACCUUGAUUGAGAAACUACAGGAUGAAAGGAGGAAGCAAGAGGAACACGUUGAAAAAGUGUUUGCAUAUUUAAGGCAAGAAAAAGAUACAUGGUUUUUAUCUCGGAGUGCAAAAUCUGCAAAGAAUGAAACAAUAACACAAUUCCUACAAUUGUGCCUGUUUCCCCGGUGUACAUUUACCACCGUGGAUGCCAUGUACUGCGCCAAAUUUGUUCACACAAUACAUUCUUUAAAAACUGCAAACUUCUCAACCCUUCUUUGCUAUGACAGACUGUUCUGUGAUAUAACAUAUUCAGUUACCUCGUGUACCGAGAACGAGGCGAAUCGUUACGGUAGAUUUCUGUGCGCCAUGCUGGAAACAGUAAUGAGGUGGCACUCUGAAAAAGCCAUAUUCGAUAAGGAAUGUAGUAAUUAUCCGGGAUUCGUAACGAAGUUUCGCGUUAGUAAUCAAUUUUCCGAGGCGAACGACAUGGUAGGAUUUGAAAAUUACAGACACGUGUGCCAUAAGUGGCAUUAUAAAAUCACAAAGGCCAUUGUGGUUUGUUUGGAUUCCAAGGAUUAUGUACAAAUAAGAAAUUCUUUAAUAAUAUUAAUCAAAAUAUUGCCACAUUUCCCUGUGCUGGCAAAGUUAUCUCAAAUUCUUGAAAGAAAAGUAGAAAAGGUUAGAGAAGAGGAACGUGGCCAACGUCAGGAUUUGCAUGUUCUUGCUACGUCGUACAGCGGUCAGCUAAAAGCUAAAACUCCAAACAUGAUUCGCGAAGCAGAUUUUCAUCAUGUGGGAGACAAGACUGGAAAAACACAAGAUGCCCAAAAUAACGAAGCGUCAGAGAAAGUUGGUGAUGGUAUAUCGAAUAAAGAAAUCACUAAUGGUGAUACAAGAAUAGAAAAAGAAAAUAAAGAUCAACGAGAAAAACGAACUGCAUCUAAUCAAUUGCAUCAUGAAAGUUCGGAAAAAAUUAGGAAAAAAGAAGAAAAUAAAGAAAGUUCAGAGAGUAAGGAUAAGCAUAUAAAAAAGGAGGAGAUUAAGGAAGAUGAUUCAAUGGAUAAAAAAGAUAGAAAAUAUUACAAAGAAGAACAUUAUUAUGCAACUGGAGUAGAUAAUUUAGACCGAGAUCUUUCUAGUGUAUCAAAUAGUAGUGCUAGCUCUGGGCCAACACAAGAUGGAUCAGACAGAGAUGCCAAAAGAAGAAAAGUUGAAAGUGUACAAAAGGAAGGAAGACGGGCAGAUGGUAAUCUCGAUAAAAAGGAACGUUCAAGUAAAAGCAAAAUAAGGGACGAACAAAAGGAACUCCGUAGAGAAAAGAAAUUAGGACGAAAAAGGGACAGAGCAGAUGAAUCCGCAGUUGCAACUGAACAAAAGAGAAGAAAAGAUGAUGAAAGAGCAAAGGGAACACAUCAAAAUGGUGAUAUCCCUGAACACAGAGAAAAACAUCAUUAUAACAAGGAAAAGUCACCCUACACAAAGGAACGUACUCAUGAACGGGAUGGUCGUGAAAGCCGAGAUAAACAUAGAAGGAGUUCGGAUCCCAAACGAAGAUGAUGUACAACAAUGGACAAAAUUUGACUUAACAUUUUAUAUACUACGUUUGGUGUUGCAUGUAAUUAAGGUAGAAUUCGAAUAAUAAUAAUAAAGAAAAAAAAAUUAGCGAUUAAUUUGUAUAUUAUAUUAACGUCCAAUUUUAUAAAAUAAAGUAGGUAACGAAAGAUUUUUGGUACACGUUCAGUUCAAUCAUAGAUUUGUACAUAUAAUACAAAUUUUAUAUUAUUUAUAAUAGAAAUUAGUAAUUGCAAUAAAAACUUUUAUGCAGUA